This is a messenger RNA of Lodderomyces orthopsilosis Co 90-125, 876 nucleotides long. RefSeq lists its product as uncharacterized. The transcript has a single exon. The coding region runs from base 1 to 876 and encodes 291 amino acids. Gene Ontology annotation, cellular component: intracellular anatomical structure. Gene Ontology annotation, molecular function: pyridoxal phosphate binding. The record is from RefSeq and is a predicted model, not a curated record. Lineage: Eukaryota; Fungi; Ascomycota; Pichiomycetes; Serinales; Debaryomycetaceae.
AUGAUAGGUUCAAUCUCAACACAAGAUCCCCAAUUUCAAUUUUUCACUUUUUUUCACAAAAUUCCACAUCAUCACAUCAUGAGAUUGCUUUUAACUAAACCUGCAACCGUUUCCUUCGCAAGAGUACGCUUUCGCUCUAUGUCGACAUUAUUUCCACAACCUACAGAAGCCAGAGCUCAUGAGCUCGUGGAGAACUACAACAAGAUACUCGCCAAAGUACACGCUUUAAACCCCAAAACCAGAUUAGUUGCGGUUUCAAAAUUCAAACCUUCAUCAGAUAUAAUGGCGUUAUACUCCAUUGGAGUACGACACUUUGGGGAAAACUACGUCCAGGAACUUGUCGCUAAAUCAGAAGAGUUGCCCAAAGAUAUUUGUUGGCAUUUUAUUGGUGGUUUACAGCUGGGAAAAUGUAAAGAUCUUAGCAAUAGAGUGACAAACUUAUGGGCGGUUGAGACAGUGGAUACUUUAAAGAAAUGCAGACAAUUGAAUAAUGCAAGAGAAAGAAAAGAAGGUGAGAUUAUUAACGUAUACCUUCAAGUCAACACAUCGGGUGAGGAACAAAAAUCGGGAUUCUUGGAAAUGGGAGACCUAGAAGAAACGAUUAAGUAUAUUCAAAGUGAUGAAUGUAAGAAAUUGAAUCUUAUUGGAUUGAUGACAAUAGGUUCCAUUGCGGAGUCAAAAUCUGAUCACGAAGAGAAUAACGACUUUAAGAAAUUGGUUGAAUGGAAGAAAAUCUUGGACAAGAAGUACCAGUUGGACCUUGAAUUAAGUAUGGGAAUGAGCAACGAUUUCGAACAGGCUAUUAGACAAGGUAGUUCGUGCGUCAGAGUUGGGUCAUCCAUUUUCGGUGCUAGACCGCCCAGAUUGGAAAAGUAA